Molecule: messenger RNA, 323 nt
Organism: Meleagris gallopavo (turkey)
Lineage: Eukaryota; Metazoa; Chordata; Aves; Galliformes; Phasianidae
Gene: IER3IP1
Product: immediate early response 3 interacting protein 1
Biological process (GO): endoplasmic reticulum to Golgi vesicle-mediated transport
Cellular component (GO): COPII-coated ER to Golgi transport vesicle; endoplasmic reticulum membrane; Golgi membrane
Source: RefSeq, a predicted model, not a curated record
GAGCGCUUCCUUCGUCACGUUGGCUGGGGAAGCGACCAAGGGAUCGGAGGAUUCGGAGAGGAACCGGGAAUCAAAGCACAGCUGACGAACCUCAUUCGAUCCGUACGGACCGUGAUGAGAGUGCCACUGAUAGCCGUGAACUCCGUGACAAUUGUGCUCCUCCUCUUGUUCGGCUGAAGAUUCCUGUGGCAAAAUCUUAUGGACAUCCAAAGAAGCAAAUUGCUAGCCUCAUUGCUCUGAGUUUUCCGGGGAUACAGCACGGUUUAACUGUCAGUUUGCCGUUCAACUUAAAAUAAUAAAAGACACUGUUUGUAUUUAUCCUA